Molecule: messenger RNA, 4360 nt
Organism: Haemorhous mexicanus (house finch)
Lineage: Eukaryota; Metazoa; Chordata; Aves; Passeriformes; Fringillidae
Gene: MTHFR
Product: methylenetetrahydrofolate reductase
Exons: 11
Coding region: 1664-3739 (691 amino acids)
Biological process (GO): tetrahydrofolate interconversion
Cellular component (GO): cytosol
Molecular function (GO): methylenetetrahydrofolate reductase [NAD(P)H] activity; FAD binding
Source: RefSeq, a predicted model, not a curated record
ACUAACGUGUGCUUGGGAAUAAUUCUCCCAGAUUAGUGCAUGUGGAUGUCAGGCAAAGUCCUCUGAGCUUAGUCAGGGCUGUGACUGUGCACCCAGUUGGGUUUGCUUCACUUGUCAGUAGGUCUGUGGUGUUGAUUUUUACUGCAGCUGCUAUGUUGGUACACAAGAGGUCUAAAGCUCCCAGUUCCUCUUGGAACAGAAAGCCUGUGCUUCUUUCUCACAUCUCCUGCCAGCUGGACAGGUUCCUCAGGUGAUAAAACUAGACUUUCUCUCAAAGGGUUUUGCUUGAUUGGCAGCUCGAGUGUAAACAGUAGAAGAUGAGCUCAAAGUCUUCUUGGCUGAACUAAACCCACAGACCUUAUGAUAAGGACUGAGAGUGUGGUGGUUCACGCAACUGCUUCCUCCAAAACAGGCUCCAGAGUUAUGUAAUACUUGGACAUGCUGCUUCCCAGUGAGAAUUUUAAAUUUUGGCAGGUACUAAAGCAAAUAACACAGAUCCAAAUAUUGUGGUUGCUCUUCCGUAACUGUAAUCCCUACCUCAUUUUAAAGGCACAGGAUGGGACAUUUUGCAGAGCUAAGUGGAGCUGGGCAUCCUAAACCUAUUUGUACCACUGACUUGCAGUGCAGUUUUGAUUUCUGUAACGCCAAGCAAGCACAGCUGAUCUUGUUGCAAGACAGUGAGAUGAGGAUGAUCCCUGCUGGCCUUGUUUCCAAGCAGCCACAAUUGUUGACAAGGGAACAGUGUGGCUGGUAAAGAUCUGAGUGUGUGCAAUGGGACUGGCAUAGGGGCCAGUUGUCUGUGGAGAUGGUGUGUCUUGUGGAGAAGGCUGAUGGUUGGAAAUGCAGGUGUGAAGCCAGCAAAGAAAACAAAGGACAGUUUGUGGGGAUGGCCUUGUCAGAGGGGAUUCUGUGCUUUGUUUCUGACAUAGCAAUAGUUUGUGCAUUCUUGAGUACCUGCCCCAUUAGCACUGACUUUCCUACCUACACUGUAAAGCAGUGCUGCCUUUUGGGAACAAACAGGAUGGAAACUCUGAAGAUGGAUACAGUCUAAGAAGCAGCUGCAGUAGACAAUAAAAAAUAUCUGCUGGUGUGCCUGAAAUAGGGGUCUCCUCAAGCCAGGUCUCACAAGCUCUUGGAGAUCUAUUUCACACCCAAGAUAGCUCAGCUACCUUAGAAGGCAUAAAAUCAGCAGGAUGGCUUCUGUGGUAGUAUUGGAAACAAAUUUAGGGUUUUAAUAAAAGGCAAAAUAACAAAACUCUUUACAGAGAAAAACCAAACCAGGGCAAGAGGUUCUUGCUCCUGUAAAACACCUCACAAAAGAGAUUUGUUUCUUUGUUCUCUUCUUUUUCUAGUAAAUUGCUCAGGGGGAACUUUUAGGCUCCAGUCCAACUAGCUAUCCUUAAGUUUGAGGUGAAGUCCCGCAGGUCCUAUGAGAUGUCUUUUCACCUAAUUGAGGAGAGAAACUUCUGGGCUUAUUUCCUUUUUAAGGGGACAAAGGAUAGUUUUGUCACUCCAUUGGGAGCACAUUCCUAUGCAUGCCCAGCCCAAGGCUACAGUCACUAUCAGCACUAUCUAACCAUAUGCUUUUUCCUGUGUUUUCUCCAGAUUUCCUACUACAGCUUACAGUGUUACAGUGAAAGCUGGCAAAAAGUGAUGGUGAUGAAUGUUGGGUCUCAGCAUAGUCUUCUUCAAUCAUCUGCUGCUCACCCCAGCAGUGCCCGCUCCGUGCAGAGACCCACGGACCGACCAUCCUCUGUCUGCUCCCCUCUGCAGAGCUCCCACCAUGGUUAAUGAGACCCAGCACAGCUGCAGUGCCAGCUCCAGCUCCAGGUCUGAUGGUGGCAGCAGCAGCGGCAGCGAGAGCUCCAAGGACAACUCGCGCUGCUCCACCCCUGUCCUCGACGCCGACCGGCACGAGCGGCUGCGCGAGAAGAUGCGCCGCCGGCAGGAGGCUGGAGACAAGUGGUUCUCCCUGGAGUUCUUCCCUCCACGCACAGCCAACGCUGCUGUCAAUCUCAUCUCCAGGUUUGACCACAUGGGAGCAGGUGGUCCCCUCUUCGUUGAUGUGACGUGGCACCCUGCAGGGGACCCAGGAUCUGACAAGGAAACCUCUUCCAUGAUUAUUGCUUACACUGCAGUGAACUACUGUGGCUUGGAGACCAUCCUGCACAUGACAUGCUGCAACCAGACCAAGGAUGACAUCACAGGGCACCUGCAGAAGGCCAAGCGGCUCGGGCUGAAGAACAUCAUGGCACUGCGUGGAGAUCCUUCUGGUGAGGAAUGGGAGGAAGAAGUACAUGGUUUCAACUAUGCUGUUGAUCUGGUUAAGCAUAUUCGCAGUGAAUUUGAUGAUUACUUUGACAUCUGUGUGGCAGGCUACCCCAAGGGUCAUCCUGAAGCAGAGAGCUAUGAGGCAGACUUGAGGCACCUGAAGGAGAAAGUCUAUGCUGGAGCAGACUUCAUCAUUACACAGCUUUUCUUCCGACCAGAAACCUUUCUCAAGUUCAUGAGGGAUUGUCAAGCCAUUGGCAUUACCUGCCCCAUUAUUCCUGGCAUCUUCCCUAUACAGGGUUACCACUCCCUGCGCCAGCUGGUGAAGCUCUCCAAGCUGGAAGUGCCCCAGGAGAUCAAAGAUGUGAUUGAACCCAUCAAGGACAACGAUGCAGCUAUCCGGAACUACGGGGUGGAGCUGGCAGUGUCCAUGUGCCGGGAGCUGCUGGACAGUGGGAUGGUGCACGGGCUCCACUUCUACACCCUCAACCGGGAGGUGGCCACCACCGAGGUCCUGAAGCGCCUGGGCAUAUGGAAUGAGGACCCAAGGAGGCCUCUGCCCUGGGCAGUCAGUGCUCACCCCAAGAGGAGAGUGGAAGAUGUCCGGCCGAUCUUCUGGGCCUCCAGGCCAAAGAGCUACAUCUACCGCACCCAGGAGUGGGAUGACUUCCCCAACGGCCGAUGGGGUAACUCCUCCUCUCCAGCUUUUGGGGAACUGAAGGACUAUUACCUCUUUUAUCUGAAGAGCAAGUCUCCCCGUGAGGAGCUUCUGAAGAUGUGGGGAGAAGAACUGACCAGUGAGGAAAGUGUCUUUGAGGUGUUCACAUGUUACAUCACUGGAGAACCCAACAGGAAUGGGUACAAGGUCACGUGUAUGCCUUGGAAUGACGACCCUCUUGCCACUGAAACCAACCUUCUGAAGGAGCAGCUGGAGAAGGUCAACAGACGAGGGAUCCUGACCAUCAACUCCCAGCCAAACAUCAAUGGCAAGCCAUCCACAGACCCCAUUGUGGGCUGGGGGCCCAGUGGAGGUUAUGUGUUCCAAAAGGCAUACCUGGAGUUCUUCACCUCCAGUGAAAUUGUCAGGGCACUGCUCAAAGUGCUGAAGAAGUACGAGUUGAGAGUGAACUACCAUAUUGUCAAUGUCAAGGGCGAAAAUAUCACCAAUGCUCCAGACCUGCAACCCAAUGCUGUCACCUGGGGUAUCUUCCCAGGAAGGGAGAUCAUCCAGCCCACUGUAGUGGAUCCUGUAAGCUUCCUCUCCUGGAAGGACGAGGCCUUUGCACUGUGGAUCGAGCAAUGGGCCAAGCUCUACGAAGAGGAAUCGCCCUCCCGCAUGAUCAUCCAGUACAUCCAUGACAACUAUUACUUGGUCAACCUGGUGGACAAUGACUUCCCACUAGAAAACUGCCUCUGGCAGGUUGUGGAGGAUACUUUUGAGCUGUUGAACUCUCCAACUCAGCAGUGAAAAUUCUUCUUCUAAUCUCUUCCUCCUCCCAUCCACUGACUUCGGGGAAAGCAGCAGCUCCUGUGUUGACAAUGAACACACUCCUACACUGUGACCAGGGUGGUUCUCUGAUCUACCCACACUUCUGCUCUUCUGUCCCCAACACUAAGGCUCCCUGAGCCAUUCUCACUGAACAUUCGCCAGAACUACCUGAACCUCUGAGCUCAGGCUCCAGACUAAGCCCAGAGGCCAGGGUCUGCAGGAUGAAGAGCUGCUAAUCAUGGUUAAGCUAAUUACAGUAACAGAAGAACAGGAGAUUCUGGUAACUUUCCCCUCUGGUAACUCUCCUGUGCCAGAAAUGCUGGCAGGGGAACAGAAACACUCCUGUCAUGCAAGGGGAUUAUAUCAGCAGUUACCAACCUGGAAAAGAAGGUCAAAUUGCUUUUAUAUUGCACUCUUAAAAUAUAUUUCACAGUUGAUCAUCAGGCACUUUUGCACUCACUCCAGAAGAAGGUUCAAAUUUUCUUCCUAACUUUUCUCCUUGUAUUUUAUUUCCUGUUUUCUUUUUAAUAGUCUGGAUAAGACUAAGUAGGAAUUGUACUAUUUCCUAGAUUUACAUACAAUAAAAUUCAUGCAUACAAA